Eriocheir sinensis (Chinese mitten crab) is the source of this 4681-nucleotide messenger RNA. Its product is annotated as leptin receptor gene-related protein-like. The record is from RefSeq and is a predicted model, not a curated record. The transcript has 4 exons. Lineage: Eukaryota; Metazoa; Arthropoda; Malacostraca; Decapoda; Varunidae. Gene Ontology annotation, biological process: late endosome to vacuole transport via multivesicular body sorting pathway. Gene Ontology annotation, cellular component: endosome. The coding region runs from base 295 to 693 and encodes 132 amino acids.
GUCAGGCAAACCAUAACAAACAUGGCGGGUCUGAAAGGUCAGUCUCGUGAUUGCUGAGCCUCUUUUCCACAAAUGAUCGGUCUCCUUUGCCCUGAAGUGCCUGUACUCGCGGCUCUCAGCACGGCAGGCCUCUCUUAAUCUAAUAUUCCCCCCCAGUUCUUCCCGGAGACUCGCGCCAGCAGGAAAUAUUUAGUUACGCAGCAGUGAGUCAUUCCUUUCUCGUCACUUUUUUUUUCCCUCCUCCACUCGUUGGGUCUCGCUGGUCCUCCCGCCGCGGAAGGCUGCACCUCCGCCAUGCAGAUGCGAGCACUGGUGACCCUUGCCUUCGCCACCACCAUAGGCCUCACCUUCCUCUUUUUGGCCUGUGCCUUGCCGCAGUACAAUAACUGGUGGCCAUUCUUUGUUGUGGUGUUCUAUGUGUUGGCGCCAAUACCAAGCAUAAUAGCGCGCAGGGUGUCAGAGGACACAGGCGGCAGCAACCCAUGCAAGGAGUUGGCAUACUUCGUGACUGCCGCCAUCGUUGUCUCUGCUUUUGGCCUGCCUAUCAUCCUUGCCCGCUCCCCCUCCACGGCCCCAGUGAUUGACUGGGGUGCGUGCGGCCUAGUUCUGGCGGGCAACGUGGUCACCUUCUUCACCAUAUGGGGCUUCUUCAUGAUAGCCGACAGUGACGACGUGGAGUACAGCAUGUGGUAGAGGGUGGCGCUUGGGACAGGGUGAGAUGAUGGGGGGAGGAGGGGCACCACCAUUACCUCCUACCCACUUCAUCACCAACAUAGACUACUCAUUACUCUACCCCACCCAUCCUGACACACACACACACACACACACACACUUACCAGGGAAUAUGCUGUGUGAUAAAGGGCACUGCUGAGGGUGUUAUAAGAAUGGAAAUUUAUAUGAACUCCUACAUCAACUACCUACCCACCCAUCACUCCUCACCUUUCCACACACAAACUCCCAAACCCUAAUCUUUUAUACCAAGGAGUAGUGUGUAACAGAGGGCAUGGCUUGGGGUGCUUUAAGGAUGGGAAGAUAUGUAUACAUAACUCCCUUCCGGCUCCUCUCCACUGUUCUCUCAUACAAUCUUCCCCACCUCCUCCUCUCUCUCUCUCUCACCCUCACCACAAGAUGCCUGCUUACCCCUAUACUUUCAUCUCCUCUCCUGCAAUAUUGGGUGUUCCUGUGUGGCCCUAUAAGAAAGUACUGUGUGUAUUUGUAUGUUUAGUGGGCACAGAGUCAUGACAACAUCAACAGGUAUUUGGUAGAGUGUAAUUCCCUUUUCUUUUACUCUUGGAACUUAUUAUUAUUGUUAUUUUAUUUAUUUAUCUUUUUUUAAGUUUUGUUGCCCACUAAGUCAUUGUCUCAUUCAUAUGGCUUCAGUUUGUAGAGUGACUGGAUGUCUUCUUUGGUUGAGGAAUUAACAAAAGAAGGCUGCCACCACUCAGGUUGUCUUUGGUCACUUUUGCUAACCAGGUCACCACUAGGUCAGAACAGGGCAGGAGCUAAGGCUGUGUUUACCAGUCUGUACACAGCCCUACACUCUAAGUACUAUCCAUACCAGGAAAAGAUUCACCCUGGAAAAUUGAACCUAAGAACAAAAUACUGUCAAAAAAGUUUAAUAUUUUGACCCUUAGACCUUUACCUGUGAUUGGCAAGUUUAUGAUCUGGUGUAUACGCGUGGAAAUUCUUACACAAGACUUGAUGAUGGCAAGAUAAGCUCUGGUACAUGCUCUUUGGUUGGUAAAUUUAACCUUCCAUAAGAGUAUUGUUCCUCUUUGCAGGCAAGGUGUUUUCUGCUAUUUUAAAAUAAAGCAAAGCGUAAGAGAAAUUGUAUUAGGGUGUAAACUGUUAUGUAAUAUUUAAAGAGUGGCAGAAGUCUUCUUUCUUGUGAUACUUCAGUUAGCCAACAUUGUUUCCAAAUAAUAUCCAGAUUUUUCCAAUAUUGACAUCGUCCUUUAGUUUUCCCUUUGGCAUCAGAUCUACGCGAUUACAGGGUUAUAUAGCCCAGGGGUCAAGGGUCUUAUUAUUAGUUCUGAUUUAUUCAAUAUAGGGAAGGGAUUUACCAUGAUGGUUGUGCUGAAGGUAAAUAGAAAUGCAUAUUCUUAAGAUUGGGGGAAAUUCUAGUUUGUAGACAUGCAAAAGGUAGCAACUGCACCAGGCCUGCCACAUGUCUGAGUGUUUACAUUGAGGCCAGCAAUGUUGAAGGGCUGAGUGAUUGGAGAAGGGAACAAAGUGCUUAAGAAAUGUCCCUUUAUUCACUCACAACUGCAAUGGUUGGUGUAACUCUUUUGUACUACAACUGAUAGUGGCAGAAGUUUGUGGCAUGUGACAGGUAGAUAGAAGUCUAGCAUUUGGCGAGUGGUGAACUGGGGUAGUUAGUUUGCUUUGUCACAUUAUUCACCUCUCCUUUUUCAGCCUAAUUUUGUGUUAAGUUUCUUGAUCUCUGUAGUGAAGAAAUGGAUGAAUGAAGGUCAACAAUUUUCUGCAUGACAUAUCCCUGGCAAUAACAUUCUUUACUUUGUUCCUGCGUUGUGUAUUCUUAAUGGGUGUCCACAUGUCAGGCUCCUGACCAUCUUCAAGGUGUUUGGGCCCCUUUAGCAGCUCACUGGCUGAGGAAGAGCUAUCCUGCUGGCAUCUGUUAUGGUGAGGUCUUUUGUAUUUGAACAGAGGAAAAUCCGAGAAAUGUUAUUCCUGCAGCCAGGAGGCCAAAAAUGGACACAUUUUCAUAUCAGAAGAGCAUUAAAAAUGGGAAAAUUAAACUGGUACAUAAUAUGAAAUAUCAUUCUCAUUUAGACAGACAUGAUUAAAUGCAACUCCUAGUUCAGAAUUGUUUAACAUGUUUGUUUGUCAAUUAUCUUUUUGCAGUGUCCAGUCCAGAGCAGCUGUCCAGAAUUUAAGUUGUUUCUUACAACAUUUCAUUCCAGCCUUGGGAACAUCUUGAGGUGGGUUGUGUAUGCACCUACUUAUUUACAUAUGAGGUUGCUUGUGAUCGAUCUGUUGUGGUGCAUCACUUGCUGGCUUCUCCUAGAGCUUGGUUGUAGUUGGUGCAUAGCAGUGAGAGCCACUUGUUGGUUUCUUAUUGGUUGGUAGGCAGUGUUGUGUUUCUCCAGGGUCUACGUUUCACAUAACAUACUGCCUACCAACCAAUAAGAAACUGUAUCGCACCAACCACAACUGAGCUUCAGUAGAAGUCAGCAAGUAACUCUCACCACAGCUGACCAAUCACAAGUGAGCUCCCAUGUAUGUAAGCAGGUGCACACACAACCUACCUCACUCUGUCUGAAGAUCAUUCCUCAGGCUGAAACAAAUCAUCAUCAGAAACAAUUUAAAUUUUGGACAGCUCCUCAGGCCUUUAGACACUGUAAAAUGAUAAUUUAUCAAACAAGGAGAAGGAAAACAGCAGAAGCUGAGUAAUGUUAAAAUAACUGUUGCAUUUAACCUUGUCUGUCUAGAUGAUAUGAAAUCAUGCAAACAGACCAACAAUUAGAGCGUUCAGCAACUCUCCAUAACAGUAAUUUGCUGCUUGGCGAGAUGUGUUUUGAAUUUGUUAAUUCUUCAUUCCUUAUUGAUUUAUGUCAAAAUAACAAGAUCUCCUACAGUUCCUGCUAAGUACUUAAUAUAUACCUAUACAUGAAAAAUGUUAAGUAAGGGUUGCAUUUUAAUCAACAUAAGAAUUACUUAUGUGAUUCACAGACUCACAGUGCAUAUCAUGUUAAGAAUUACUGAUGUGAUUCACAGGCACACAGUGCAUAUCAUGUUAAGAAUUACUUAUGUGAUUCACAGGCUCACAAUGCAUAUCAUGUUGUUUGAAAAAUUGUCAAUCAUAUCUCACUACAUGACUCAAAAAUAAUAUUCUUAUCUUUUUUACAUGCAUGUGUGUUAACAAAUAUGAUUAUUGAUAUAUACCUUACUGAUAAUUUCUCUGGUCUCCACCAGUACUGAAUUAAACAUGAAAUGUUGAGUUGCUGAACACACUAGUUGCUUGGUAUAUAUACUGAUAUAUACAGAUUUUAUAAGUAUCAUGUAUAUCAAAAUAAAAUCCCAGGCAAGUGUUGGCAUGUUUGCUUAAUUCUGUAUGGCUGGGGAUUUUUCCAUUAGUCACAGUGGAUGGUUCUUUCUCUUGAUUAACUGUUGUACCCUUCAUGUAUUGUUAUGCCAAUUGUAUAUUACAUUGUCAUCAUGCUAUUAUUGUUGUGAUCAGUGACUUACAAAUACAAAGGAGUUUUUUACUUAAAGGUCAUCCUCAGUGUUACACAUUUAAUGUAUUGACAAAGAAUUAGUGUUGUCAACACUUUUGUAGUUGUAAUCGGUGUCAUCGACAGCCACCAGAUCAGCGUGUGUGUAUGACGUAACAAGUGGUCGUGCUUCCUGAGCUGGAUGGCAGUAGCAACCUAGAGAUGUAUCCCCUUCUGGACUAACCCACAGUUGUUCUAUCUGUUAGUGCUCACAUAGGGGCCUCGGGGUUAGCUAGCAGGUGUGUGGCCAGCCGAUGGUGGUCACCCUUCCCAGUAGGUUUUGUAUGGUAGCGUCACAUCUUCCAUACUACUCUGUAUAUACGCUUGCCAUUCCAAGAUAAUAAUGAGUUUUUCACUAGAAUUAAUUAUAUUAGUGUAGUGUAUUUGGCUUUAAUAUUUUAAUAAAUAUAUUCAUCUCUUUUUAUAGUAAACCUUUGUAUGGAAGA